This is a messenger RNA of Xiphophorus maculatus (southern platyfish), 3765 nucleotides long. RefSeq names its product MCF.2 cell line derived transforming sequence (gene mcf2a). Bases 343 to 3693 code for a protein of 1116 amino acids. The record is from RefSeq and is a predicted model, not a curated record. The transcript is spliced from 30 exons. Gene Ontology annotation, cellular component: cytoplasm. Gene Ontology annotation, biological process: intracellular signal transduction; dendrite development. Gene Ontology annotation, molecular function: guanyl-nucleotide exchange factor activity; protein binding. Lineage: Eukaryota; Metazoa; Chordata; Actinopteri; Cyprinodontiformes; Poeciliidae.
CGUGGCCAGAUGGAGCUCUGUUUUGAAGCAGCUAACUGCUGCUGAGAGCAGGACACACUGUCGACUGGUGUGUAUCAACCAGAGGAGAACAAGACAUCACACCCAGUUGGGGCUGCGAUGGGUCAACGAACUGCUGCUGCUGUGUGUUUGUGAUGUAGUCGUGUUUUGGUGUGGAGGCGCUCUCUGCAGCUUCAAGGUCGACAACCCUUUAGGAAACUUCAUGGAUUUCUUGUUGUAGCACGUAAAGGAGUCGGUAAACUUGUAUUAUGGAAGGCCGGACCAGCAAGAAGACGAUUGAGAAAGCGGUUGUCCCAGCCUGAUUCUGUGACAGAAGCAGAGGGAAUGGGCCCAGCCUCGCUGCAGGAGGAGAGGGACCUGGCCAAAGAGUCUGCAGAGAUGGAGUGCUACCGCUGCCUUCUGCAGGCCGGCUCCCAGCUGGAGAGCACCCUGCAGCAGGUGACUGUCCCUUUGAGUAUGAAGGAAGUGGGAGGAUAUAUAGAGAAACAAGUUGCAUAUCUGUCAGGAGGGCGCGGGGAAGACUCAAGCGUCAUCAUCACCCUCCCAGAAUGCUCAGCGUUCAGUGACAUUCCAGAGGAAGCUUUAGCCAAAGUCUUUACCUACCUCACCCUCAUCCCUCGAACAAGACAACCAGGAGUGAAAUUUAUCAUCAUUUUAGACCGAAGACUGGAUACAUGGGCCUCUAUCAAAACCGCUUUAGCCAGGAUAGCAGCCUCCUUUCCUGGGAACCUCCACCUGGUCUUGGUGCUCCGACCCACCAGCUUCUUCCACCGUACUGUAACAGAUAUUGGUUUCCGCUUCAGCCAGGAUGACUUCAUGCUCAAGAUGCCAGUGGUGAUGCUGAGUUCUGUCACAGACCUGCUGCGCUACAUUGAUGAAAACCAGCUGACAUCAGAGUUUGGAGGCACUUUGGACUACUGUCACAGUGACUGGAUUGUUUUACGGACGGCUAUUGAAAGUUUUGCCGUGACGGUGAAAGACAUCGCUCAGAUGCUGCAGGGCUUUGGCACCGAGCUGGCAGAGGCAGAGCUGCCGGACGAGGGGAAAGCCAUCGAGCAACUUCUAGAGACACACACUGAAAAGUACAAAAAGCUCAAGGAUGCAAUAAGGUCUGUUUCAAAGGAGGGUCGCCAUCUUCUGUCCAACUUGGAAACAACUGGGAAGGAUGAUGAUUCCCAGUGGGAUGUGAAGCUGGACUGGGAGACAGUACAGAGUUCCUCUUUUAGGCUUCUUGCACAGCUCAGAGACAUGGAGUCGGCUUUUGACGGCUUCUUUGAGAAGCAUCAUCUGAAACUGCAUCAGUACCUUCAGCUGCUCAGAUAUGAGCAAAGCUUUCAGGAGAUGGAAUUGUGUCUUGAACACAUCAUGCAUCAGGAGAGAGAAUUGUCCAUAAAUGUGAACACUCUGGCUCAAACAGAGCAGCUUCUGAAAAGACUCAACGACCUGGAAGCUAAUGCACAGGAAGUGAUGUCUCGAGCCCAGAUCAUCAUCCUCCACGGACACCAGCUGUCGGCGGGUCACCAUUACGCCAUGGGGCUCAUCAUGCAGCGCUGCAAUGAGCUCCGCCACCACUGUGAUACACUCUCUGCUGCGCUGAAGUCCAAGCACUCUUUUCUGAUGCAAACACACCAACUGCUGCUUUGUCUUGGGCAGGCCCAGACUUGGUGUGAUGAUGGAGCGUAUUUGUUAGCAAACCAAUUAGUAGACAAAUCCCAGUCCAAGGAAGGCGCCCAGAUGUCUCUCAGGGAAAUUGAGAAGUUCCUGGAGGGGGCGCCGUCUAUGUUGAGCUCGGGUCAUGAUAUUCUGGCUAUUGAAUAUGAGGCUGUCAUCACGCCUCAGCUACAGACUCAGAUUGGGAAUGUUUUUGAAAAGCAUGCAGCAGUACAGCAGAUGAUCCAGAACCGACAAGCUUCUUUAAGGAAGCUGGCUGACAAACAUGUGCGACCAAUCCAGCUGGUGGCCCCCAGACCAGAGAACCAACCUCGCUCCAAGUCACCGCUCUUCUCCCCUAAACACGGUGAUGGCUUGAAGUUCACAUUUGACAUUUCACUUCCUGGCAAGAAAUCAUCCCGGAAAAGUCCAAAUCCCAGAAAAAUCGAGGUGAUUCAUGACUACCAGGAGAGUCGGAGCUGCGUCGCGUACAGUCUGGAUGGAGACGACAGCCCGGAUUUCUUAAAGCGACAUGUAAUGAGGGAACUUAUAGAGACUGAGAGAAUCUAUGUGGAGGAGCUGCUGUCAGUGCUGCUGGGUUACAGAGCUGAAAUGGAUAACCCAGCUCUGUCGGGGCUUCUUCCGCCAAUACUACGCAGUAAGAAGGACAUUCUCUUUGGAAACAUGCCUGAGAUCUACAACUUUCACAGCAGCGUUUUCUUACAAGACCUUGAAGGAUGUCUGGAGGCUCCUGAAACUGUUGGAGCUUGUUUUCUCCAGCGAAAAGAAAGCUUCCAGAUGUAUGAGAUGUACUGUCAGAAUAAGCCACGUUCUGAAGCGCUAUGGAGACAAUUCUCAGACUGUGCCUUUUUUCAGGAGUGUCAGAAGAAGCUGGAGCACAAACUGGGCCUGGAUUCCUACCUGCUCAAACCGGUCCAGCGCCUCACAAAAUACCAGCUGCUGCUCAAGGAGCUGCUGAAAUACAGUCCAGAUUGUGAAGGCACUUCUGAACUGCAGGGGGCGCUGACAGCCAUGCUGGAUCUGCUCAAAUCAGUCAACGACUCCAUGCAUCAGAUUGCCAUUACAGGAUACGAGGGGGAAAUCUGCGAGCUGGGCCGUGUGCUGAUGCAGGGCUCUUUCAGCGUGUGGAUCAGCCACAAGAGAGGCUCCACACGCAUGAAGGAGUUGGCUCGCUUCAAACCAAUGCAGAGACACUUCUUCUUGUAUGAGAGGGCUCUGCUUUUGUGUAAACGCAGAGAGGAUCAUGGAGACGGCAGCGAGAAGACGCCUUCCUACAGCUUCAAGCAUUGUCUCAAGAUGACUGCUGUGGGGAUCACAGAAAAUGUCAAAGGUGAUGUGAAGAAGUUUGAGAUCUGGUACAGCGGCAGGGAGGAAGUUUAUGUGGUUCAAGCUCCCACCGUGGAGGUAAAGAUGACCUGGCUCAAUGAACUUCGUCGAAUUUUGACCAACCAACAGAAGCUGCUUAGAGAUGAAGCAUAUCAACAUGGCCCAGUGGCUGAACACAUGCAGCUCUCUCCUUCGCUCACUGAGAGCAAACAGCAGAGGGCGUCGGUGAGCUCAGAGGACACAGAGUCAGGGAGGAGUAGCCCAGAACCCCAGUCUCACUCCCCUAAACACCAGCCGAACCGUCGGAGUUGGCCCGGAGCUCAUCACUCGGUAGACAUCUGCGAGGGUCUGGAGGAGUGGCCUGGAGAUCAGGACGCCUUCCUCCCAUCUGAGACGGAGGAGAAAAACAUGGUCAAACUGACUCCAGGCAAGUACAGAGCUAUGGCUGACUGUCCCCAAAACGGCCCAGGCAGCAUCAUCAUCAAACGUGGAGAUGUUAUCCAUCUACAAUGUGAAGACAACAGGGGGCGCUGGCUUGUGAAAAAUCUGAGUCGGCAGCAGGAGGGCUUCAUAGCAGCUGCCAGCCUGCAGCUCAUUAUAGGAAGCAGCAGCCACGAGCGCUCUCCCAGACUGGGAGACCCCAGGAACCUAAAGGUGAGAAAGCUGAGCUCCCCGUAGAGAACAAAGAACAGAGGAUGAAUCUCAUGCUGGAUGAUGAGCAGAGGUGGAGCAGACUGAGUCAUUGUUGUC